CGAUUUGUACGCGUUUGUACGCCACUCCCUCGUGUACCAGCAGGGUCUAAUAUGGCGGUUAUAUUGCUGUUAUAUCUGAAUCCUUAGGAUACAUUAUUUGUGCCCCAUAACAAUUCAACAUAAAUUAGACGUUGACGCCACUCUAACCAGCCUGCAGUCCUACCCGGUGUGUGAUGAAGACGGUGGCGGUGCGUUUUCAGCGUUGACGCUCGCUCCCUCUGCACCUCCACGCGCCUGAGUGCCUGGGUCUGAAGGGAGCACCUCAGCCCCCUUAGUCCCCAGACUGGCACACCACACUGGGAGAGAGGCCGGGGGCUGGGGGACCUCCUCUGCCGGGGGUGGGACUGGUUAGCCACCCCAGCUGACAGCAGCAAGUUUGCGCCGCACGGAGCAUGCUGAGUGCCUGUGGUUGCCAUGGAGCUACAGGAUAAGAAACAGGAGGAGGAGCCCGUCCCUCUGGGACUGUCCAGCGGCCAGGCCCUGGGGACCCUGAGGGACCAGCUGUGCUCCUUACUGGAGCAGCACCAGAAGCAGGGUCGACGCCGGCCGGCUCUACAGGAGCUGUGGGCUAAAAGCUUUCUUCACCAUAACAACCGGCACUCCUGUUUUCAUUGGCCCGGAGCCGCUCUCACUCUGCUGGUUGUGCUGGGCCUGCUGUGCUGCCAUGGCAGCCAGCCGCACGGCAGCAAUGGGAUUGAGCUGGUGAACGCUGGAGCCCUCUUCCUCCUCCUGCUGCUCAACCUCUUCCUCAUCGGGCGGCAGGAACGUCUGAUGAAGAGCGAGAUGGUGCGGCGACUCAAGUCCAUCAUCUCCCAGCUCAACGGCGCUCUGGAAGGCUGCGCUGGGGAGCCCCUGAGGUGGUCCUCCUCGCUGUACCCGGACCUGUACACGCCCUCCUCCCCGUCCUGGUCCCUGCACUGGACCUACCGGGACCAGCAGCUGGUCAACCUGCCCGUCAGCCUGCUGGUGGAGGGGGACAUCAUUGCGCUGAGGCCGGGACAGGAGUCCUUCGUCUCCCUGCGCGGCAUCAAGGAUGAUGAGCACAUAGUCCUGGAGCCUGGGGAUCUUUUUCCUCCCUUCUCCCCGCCCCCCUCCCCCCGAGGGAACGAGAAGCGGUCGCCCCAGACCCCUCAGCAGUUCCGCCUCUUCAGGGUGGUUCGAACCCCAGUGCUCGACUCCAUCAGGAACAGCCUGGAUCUGGCACUGUCCCGUCCCAUCACUGCCCUGGACAACGAGAGGUUCACAGUGCAGUCCGUCAUGGCCAAAUUCGCCUGCCCUGUUGUGCUGGUGGCGUUCUUCACUACCAAUGCCCUGCGUUUCUUCUUUAAUGCCCCUAGCCUCACACCCAGCUGCUUCAACUUCAUUCAGCUCCAGAUGAUGGGAGUUAUCCCCAUCCUGCCUCUGCUCUUCCCCGUGAUGUGGGUGCUGGUGAACGCCUACGGAGAGGCGCGAGUACUGGCCGAAUCCAGCCGGUCGUCCCCCACGGGCCUGCUUGCUAAGUUCUCUGAGGAUACUCUGAGCAGCUACACGGAAGUGGUGUCUUCUCAGGAGAUCCUGCGCUGCGUGUGGAGACACUUUGUCAGCAUGCUGCGAGGAGAGUCCCAGACGCUGUGCUACACCUCCAGCCUGCUCCACAGCCUCGGCUCUGUCACCGUACUGUGCUGCGUGGACAAGCAGGGUGUGCUGUCAUGGCCGAACCCCAGUCCCGAAACCGUGCUCUUCUUCAGCGGGCGCGUGGAGAUGCACGACAGCCAGGACGACCUACGGGACGACCUCUCCGUGGGCUCCUUCAGCCGCAUGGAGGGGGACGAGGACAGGGACGAGGUGCAGGAAGGGGAAGCUCUGCUGUCCAUGACUGCGAUGGAGCCCUCCGUCCACACCGGGCAUGAGCAGGAGCCCAGCGAGACCUCCCACGACACGGCCCGCUCGUCCGAAGCCCUGCGCUCCCGCCGGCCUCCCCAGGCCCCCCGCACCAAGCACCCCUCGGGCUCCAACGUCAGCUUCAGCCACGACACCGAGGGGGGGGACAACGACCCCUCACAGCCUUGCGGGAUGGAGAUGGGCUGCUGUGAGGCGGAGGACUUUGUGUGCGACUACCACCUGGAGAUGCUGAGCCUGUCCCAGGACCAGCAGAACCCGGUCAGCAUCCAGUUCGACGACUCGGGCUGGCAGGGCCACCUGCCCUCCCUCAAGCCCCUGGGCCUCAACAUCCUGCUGAACCUGUGCAACUCGGGCGUGACCCAGCAGCUGUGCCGCUUCUCUGACCACCUGUCCAACCUGGCGCUGCAGGAGAGCCACGGGGCCGUGCUGCCCGUCCACGUGCCCUGGGGGCUGUGCGAGCUCUCCCGGCUCAUCGGGUUCACUCCUGGGGCGAGAGAGCUCUUCAAGCAGGAGAACCACCUGACGCUGUACCAGCUGCCCUCGGGCGAGAAGGCCAAGGAGUCGGCCCCACGCCGCACGCCCAACUUCACCAAGCGCCAGCCUCCCAUCAGCCACCUCAUCAGCCUGCUCGUGCGCGACAGCACCACCAACAAUGUACAGAUGCUCUCCCACGGCUCCGCUGACCUCAUACUGGAAGCCUGCACUGACUUCUGGGACGGUGCCGAUAUCUACCCCCUCUCUGGCUCCGACAGGAAGAAGGUUCUGGACUUCUACCAGCGAGCCUGUUUGUCAGGGUACUGCUCCGCCUUCGCCUACAAGCCAAUGCAAGUGACGCUGUCACCGCAGCUGAACGGGAAGUGUGUGGAGUUGGCCCCCGGCCCCACCCUCUUUUCCGGGGUGGAGCUGCCCAGCACCACGCCCAUCAAGCACGGCAGCAGGAGGAACAGCUGGAGCUCAGACGAGGGCAUCGGGGAGGUGGUGGAGAAGGAGGACUGCGUGCAGGCCUUGAGUGGCCAGAUCUUCAUGGGCAUGGUGUCCUCGCAGUUCCAGGCCCGCCUGGACACGGUGCGGCUGAUCGACGCCCUGGUCAACGCCUGCAUCCGCUUCGUCUACUUCUCCAUGGAGGACGAGCUUCGCAGCAAGGUGUUUGCAGAGAAGAUGGGCCUGGAGACAGGGUGGAACUGCCACAUCUCCCUGACGCCCAACGGCGACGGUCACUUCGACGGCGCCCCCUCCAGCCCCAGUCACGCCGGCUCCCUGCAUGACGACCUACACCAGGACUCUCGGGAUGAGGCAGAGGGGCCCCUGCUGCUGGAGGAGGAGGGCCACUCGGACCUCACCAGCUUCCAGCCCACGGACAGCGACGUGCCCAGCUUCCUGGAGGACUGCAACCGGGCCAAACUGCCUCGCGGGAUCCACCAGGUGCGCCCCCACCUGAAGAACAUUGACAACGUGCCUCUGCUGGUGCCUCUCUUCACUGACUGCACCCCCGAGACCAUGUGUGAGAUGAUGAAAAUCAUGCAGGAGAACAGGGAGGUGACCUGCUGCCUGGGGAGCUCGGCCAACUUCCGCAACAGCUGCCUCUUCCUGCAGAGCGAUCUGAGCAUCGCGCUGGACCCUCUUUACCCCUCGCGCUGCUCUUGGGAGACAUUUGGCUACGUGACAAACUGCGGGAUGAACGGCGAUGAAGAGGGGCUGUCUCCACUGGGACUCUCUGGCCAGCUCAACAGCCUUGCCUGUUCUGUCACUUUCCACCAGGGGGAGAGUGUGAGCAUGGUCAAGCUCAUCGAGCAGGCGCGGCAUACCACUUACGGCAUCCGAAAGUGCUUCCUCUUCCUGCUGCAGUGUCAGCUUACCCUCGUCGUCAUUCAGUUUGUGGCGUGUCUGGUUCAGCUUCCUCCUCCUGUGAACAUCACCGAUAUCCUGUGGCUGUCCUGCUUCUGCUACCCGCUGCUCAGUGUGUCCCUCCUGGGGAAGCCGCCGGACAGCUCCGUGAUGUCAGUCGCCACGGGCAAGAACCUGGAUGCCAUUCCUAGGAAGACCCAGCAGUACUUCCUGGGGUGUUUCCUGCUGAAGUUCAGUCUGACGGUGUGUGCGUACCUGCUGGGGUUCGGCUUCACGCUGCAUAACGUGUGCUCCCUGGCUGCCAACAGCACCAUCCCCAGGCCUGACAACAGCAGCUGCGUCCACAUCCUCACUGUCAGCAGCUCGGAUCCCCGCGCUCCACACUGGUUUAGUGAUCUCUCAAACGGCCUGCUGCUCUGUCAGAAGGUGAUGGCUGGAUUCCUGGCACUCCACACAGUGGUAAUCUCUCUGAGCUAUGUGCAUCGCUCCCAGCCGGUAUGGAGAAAGAGCCCCUUCAGUAACACCUGGUGGUGCCUGACUGUGCCUGUGGUGUUGCUGGGACAGGUGGUACAGGCAACUGUAGACUUUCAACUGUGGCAAGACAGAAGUGGUAACAAUGUGCAAUUUGGCCUGAGCGACAUCCCUAUGCUGGUGUGGCUGCUGGUGUCACUUUCACCAUUACUGGUGGUACUGAUCAACGAGGCAGUUAAACUACAUGAAAUCAGGGUGCGAGUGCGUUACCAGAAGAGGCAGAAGUUGCAGUUUGAGACCAAACUGGGCAUGAACUCUCCAUUUUGAGGAAACCUUAGGUGGGGCUGGGGGAUCACCAUGUGACUCAGACUCAGUCUACUCGACCUUGGGAGACGGGCAGCACCUCCUCUCAACACGGCCCCCCCACUUCUUGGUGACACUGCCAGCAGACAUACUGAAGAAGGUGGAGUAACAGUUCUUGGCAACAGCAUUGAUGGUUUUACCUGUGGUAGUGAUACCCCUGUUGUUUUUAAAUGAUCACAUUAUCUGCUGUCUUUCAUUUUGAAAAACACAAACCAUUCUUAGGUUCAUGAUUCAACCAAAUGUGAAAGCUCUUCAUUUCAAGAUGUUUUAUUUUUAAGGCACGGAGAAUGUUCGCCUACAUACUGCCUGAAUCUGAUGCCUGGAGCUUCUGCUUCAAGCACUCUGAGUGCUCUCCCGCUUACCCUGUCUUAUUCAGGCAGAGUGAGACAGACCCACACUUGUAUUCAUACCUUCACUUCUCAAGGGCGACUGAUCUGUCCACAUGGUCCCUCGUGCCCACACCCUUAGACUGUUCACAAACCAAAGCUCAGCCAAUUUGACACCCAUGUUUUUUGCUGUGUGCAAUAUUACUGUUCCUGAAUCACUGAAGCAAUUCAUCUUGGGGGUGGCUUGUUGGUUGUUCAAUAGGCACUGGUGGGACUCCUCUCAUAACCGUAGGUAGAAAUAACAAACAUGCUCUCCAUGUGGCCGCUGAGACUUGUAUCUGGCAGACAGGAACAGGAAUUAUAUGCCUCUGUAUUGACUGACACCCUUCCUUACGCGCUGCCAAAGAGAGAGAGAGGUGCCACAGGGACGGUUUAUGGAUGUUCUUGUCUUGACUUGGUGUGCUUUGGCAUGUUACGCCUUUUCUUGUUUUAUUUAAAAACACUUCAGUGCCCCGUCGGUUGAUUUCUUUAAAAAAAAAAAUAAUAAUAAAAUAACAAAACAACCCAGGGAGAUUUUUUAUUUGGUUAUGCCAAUAAUUUAUCAGACAGCCCUUUUAGGGCAGUCUUCUACUUGAUGUGUGCUAUACUUAACAGGGCUUUUCAAUGUAAGAUAAUGCCUUUACAAAAGAAGUCCCAGACCAAGUUAGGUCAAUGUUAAUUAUUAUAGCCGUGUGAGCUAUGGGUGGUUUCUCAAAAGAACAACUAAAUGUGACCUUUAAAAAAUGUUGGUCAAAUUGUAUAAAUGACCAGAGGAAGGCAACAAUUUUAAGGCAUGGAUGGGGUACCCUGCACACCUGCAAAAUGAAAUAACAGAAUAACGAAUAGAACAGGGAAAAUAUACUAUGAAAAAUAUAGAUAUUUUAAUUUAUUUAAAGACAGAAAUAUCUGAAGAAUGUUCUUCUUUGCUUUCAACCAUGUACAUACAGUAGAAAUGACCAUUUUAUUUCUGGUUCUGUUUGUGUGGUUCCACUUGAGUUAGGCUCAUUUGUGUACUGUAGUGAAUCAGUUUGCUGCUGCAUGCCUAUUUUCAGAAGUACUGUACAGCCAGGGCCUGAUAAAAAUUACUCAAGACCUCAGAGGUCUUCAGUUGUGCAGAUGGACUGAAUGCGUUUCAUUUGCCUGUUUCUUUCCAUGUUGAGAAUUUCCAUUAAAAAGCUCAUGGAAACCAUUGCAAUCAGACUACACUGGAAGGGCCAGGGUUUUUUUCCACUCUGAACUAAGCAACUGCUAAGUUUUCACUUGAUGUCAUUUAGAAGUUUUCUUCAGGCGACUAUUAAAGUUUACACCUCUGGAAUGCUGUCCUUUGUGGGCAUUGAUGGGGACAAUGCAUGGCAUUUUGUAUGUCGAUCAUUUCCAACUGUCUGAAUGCUGUCCUUCCAGAACAUGUGAGUCUCUUGCCAUCAAGUACUGCUUGCAGUUGUACUUCAGAGUUCAAGCCCAUAUGGAAAUGAAGCGCUAGAUUCAAAAAAUUAACAGCAUGAUCUGCCUGUUCAUAUAAGCACUGAAGGGUAUGUUUGAUCAUUUUAUCCUACACCUGGGUUUAUCUGCAUACAAAAAUAACAAAUCUUAGAAAUUCAGUGCCUUGGCAUGGCUGUGUUAUUACAGUAUGUCCCUUAAGAAAUUCUUAUGUUCUGAAUGGUACUGACAACUACGAUUCCAAGUGAGCCAGUGUUUCCGUCAAUGGUCAGGUAAUCAGCCGCUGGUUUCUCCUGUUUCUAUGCUGAGCGGUGCCAGCUUUUCCUUUAAGCUGGCCUCCUUUUCCCUGACCCAGCCACAGCAGCGUGGUCUGCCUCCAUUCUUCCUUGUAUGUGCAAUAAUCUCCUGGUCCCAGCUGAACAUUCCUUUUACCCUCAUAGUAACUGUAGAGCUGGCCUUUUUCAUCGGGUGAAGGAGCUGUGCAUAUUGUAUCGUGUUAAAUUUAGCCAUUGAAAAUAAUUUAACAAGGCUCUAUUUCUGCACUAUGAAUGGGGCAUGAAAAUGAUGCGUUUUAGAAUUUUGAGCUCAGUGCUUGGCUCCUGAUUGGCUCUCACAUUAUGGUCCCCUUCAACCACAUCUUUGGUCACACUACUAAUACAGCCCUAUCUAUAUAUAAUCCAUGCAGAGACCAGUAAAUAACUCAUUGCUAUACUUCUGCAGGUUACCAUAUAUAUGCAGUAGUAAAAUAUGGAAACCUUCUGCAUUCUCCUACUGACUAAGCAUUUCACAUCCUUUUAUGCACCAUGUUUGUUCUGUAGCUGGUUUGUGGUUUCUGGGUGAUGAAUGUUAACAGCCAAAAAAACAGCCUUCAUGGUUUUCUAUGCCUUUGCAAGUCCCAUGUAAGCUAUUUGUCUUUGUGCAUUUGUAUUUUUUAAGUGGAUUUCUCUUAAAUUUCACUACUACAUGCUAAGGUAGCUACAUAAAAAAGAAUCUGCUGUUAUUGUACAGUCCACUGGAGUGCAUGACUGUGACAUUGAUCUUCUAAAGCUUUGCCUGGCAGAUUUAAAAGGGGUGGGGAAAUGGUUGUAAUGGAAGCCAUUCAGUGGGCUGAAGAGCUCCAGUAGUUUGAGGAAACAUUGGAAACCUGGCCUUAAUUAUUUGUGUGUACAGCACCAGCAAAGACCACUCCUCAAUUUGCACUAGACAGUGUAAGCUGGGUUGCUCACUUAGUCAGUUGGACAUCUGUAGUGUGACAACUGUCACUCAGUGGGAUUGGCAAUAAAAGCUGUUGGUUUACAAUUUAGAUGUGUGUAUGGAAGCCAGGUGGAGCUGUCUGUGGAAAUCUGACGUUGCCCAGGUUGAUAUGGAUCGCACUGUUUGAACUGAGUCAGAAUGCGAAAAUGAAAAGCAAGUACUACCCAUAAUGUACUGUAAACAGCAACAAAGGCACAUUGAGCAACUCAUUUAUUUUCUGCGAUGCAUUGUGAAAUCCAUUUUUAUCAUUUUUUAUCAACUGCAUGCGAAAAUAUGACACACAAAAUAAGAUGCGCUGUCUUCACCUAAUUAUUUCAUAGUCUGUUCAUUUCUGUCCUUUUGUUUUUGAGCAUGCAUUGCUAGCUCAAUCAAGCAGCGAGUGUUCUUGAUAUUUUUUACAUCGCUGACGGACACCUUUCCGCCACAUUCCCUACACCUUGCAGAUCCGCUAGUGCGAGGCUGUAUAUUUCUGUGCAUUUACCAACGGGCACUGGAAAAGAACCUGCAUUGAUUGACUGGAUUAGAGAUUGACUAGUUUUGUGGUUGUUAUCGACAGAUUUAUAAAAGGUGUAUAUUUUGUAUUUUUUCAAACAAUUCUAUGUAAAAUUAUUUCUGAUUUUUAAAAUGAUUUGUCAAGCAAUUAUGUCAUGUUAAUAAAUAUUGUCUUUUUAAAAAUA
This is a messenger RNA of Anguilla anguilla (European eel), 8293 nucleotides long. RefSeq names its product transmembrane protein 94 (gene tmem94). The record is from RefSeq and is a predicted model, not a curated record. NCBI's taxonomy places the organism in Eukaryota, Metazoa, Chordata, Actinopteri, Anguilliformes, Anguillidae. The transcript is spliced from 32 exons. The coding region runs from base 415 to 4524 and encodes 1369 amino acids.